GGGACGGAAGCCGCGAGGCGCCGCCGACCGCGCCUGCGACAGCGUCGGCCCUGCGCGGAGCGCCGGCCUGAUGGCGGCGGCGGCGAUGGCCGAGCAGGAGAGCGCCCGGAACGGCGCCCGCAACCGCGGCGGCGUCCAGCGCGUGGAGGGCAAGCUGCGGGCCAGCGUCGAGAAGGGCGACUAUUAUGAGGCGCACCAGAUGUACCGGACCCUCUUCUUCAGGUACAUGGCCCAGAGCAAGCACGCCGAGGCCCGCGAGCUCAUGUGCUCAGGAGCUCUGCUGUUCUUCAGCCACGGCCAGCAAAACAGUGCAGCUGAUUUGUCCAUGCUGGUCCUGGAGUCGCUGGAGAAGGCAGAGGUCGAGGUGGUCGAGGAGCUGCUGGAAAGUCUGGCCAAGCUGUUCAGCCUGAUGGAUCCCAACUCCCCGGAGCGAGUGGCAUUUGUGUCUCGAGCCCUGAAGUGGUCCAGUGGGGGGUCCGGGAAGCUGGGCCACCCCCGGCUCCACCAGCUGCUGGCCCGCACCCUGUGGAAAGAACAGAACUACUGCGAGUCCCGGUACCACUUCCUGCACUCCAGCGACGGGGAGGGCUGUGCCAACAUGCUGGUGGAGUACUCCACGGCCCGGGGCUUCCGCAGCGAGGUGGACAUGUUCGUGGCCCAGGCUGUCCUCCAGUUUCUCUGUUUAAAAAACAAGAGCAGCGCGUCAGUGGUGUUCACGACGUACACACGGAAACACCCGUCCAUCGAGAGCGGCCCUCCCUUCGUGCAGCCCCUGCUCAACUUCCUCUGGUUUCUGCUGCUGGCCGUCGAUGGGGGGAAGCUGACGGUGUUCACGGUGCUGUGUGAACAGUACCAGCCAUCCCUCCGGCGGGACCCCAUGUACAACGAGUACCUCGACAGGAUAGGACAGCUCUUCUUCGGCGUGCCACCCAAGCAGACGUCUUCCUACGGAGGCUUGCUAGGGAACCUUCUGAGCAGCCUCAUGGGCUCCUCGGAGCAGGAGGGCGAGGACAGUCAGGACGACAGCAGCCCCAUUGAGCUCGACUGACGCCCGCGGACCUGCACGGACUCGGCCUGGACUGCGGCGGGUGCGGCUCCCGAUGCGGGUCCAGACCUGGGCCCCCCGGGCUCCGGCCAAGGCCGAGGGGCCGCACGGCGGGUGUUCUGGGGCUGCCGGGGCCGUGCUGGCCAGGCCGCCGUGUACCCUGAGAUGACCCCAAUAAAGCACAGGCCCUGCCGCGCCUCCUCUCCCGG
Messenger RNA from Globicephala melas (long-finned pilot whale), 1254 nucleotides. RefSeq names its product guided entry of tail-anchored proteins factor 4 (gene GET4). Lineage: Eukaryota; Metazoa; Chordata; Mammalia; Artiodactyla; Delphinidae. Gene Ontology annotation, molecular function: protein binding. Gene Ontology annotation, cellular component: BAT3 complex; cytosol. The record is from RefSeq and is a predicted model, not a curated record. Gene Ontology annotation, biological process: protein insertion into ER membrane.